This is a messenger RNA of Gadus chalcogrammus (walleye pollock), 2306 nucleotides long. It is a transcript of the gene batf, whose product is annotated as basic leucine zipper transcription factor, ATF-like. Gene Ontology annotation, molecular function: RNA polymerase II cis-regulatory region sequence-specific DNA binding; DNA-binding transcription factor activity, RNA polymerase II-specific. Gene Ontology annotation, cellular component: nucleus. NCBI's taxonomy places the organism in Eukaryota, Metazoa, Chordata, Actinopteri, Gadiformes, Gadidae. Gene Ontology annotation, biological process: regulation of transcription by RNA polymerase II. The transcript has 3 exons. Bases 231 to 740 code for a protein of 169 amino acids. The record is from RefSeq and is a predicted model, not a curated record.
ACUAAUCAGAAAUCGCAAGAUCAGGAUGGUCUCACUCUGAAAUAUCCACUAUGGCUGAACAUAACUGCCUUCAUUUUAAUAGCCUACUCUGGGUUAUCUCCGAUAAUGAACCCCUGAAGCCCGCUAAAAGCGUUGUUCUUCAGAGGUGUUGUUGCCUAAACCUCCUCAGGCUAAGCCAAUCAUAAACAGAGUUCUGCUUCUGAAAAAAAAUCUGCUGUUUUACUUAAUUAAUGAGAUACCUCAAAAUCCCGAGAGAAGCUGUUACCUGCAUGGAGUGCGGUUUGCUGACAAUCAUAGCAAUCGGCAACACAUUUCACAUGGAAAAGGGUUCCUCAGAUGAUGCAAAGAGGGUGAUGAGACGGGAGAAGAACCGAAUCGCGGCCCAGAAGAGCAGAAUGAGGCAGACCCAGAAGGCCGACACGCUACACCUGGAGAGCGAGGAGCUGGAGAAGGUGAACUCUGCGCUCAGGAAGGAGGUGAAGCAGCUCACCGAGGAGAAGAAGCACCUGUCCUCGAUCCUGAGCAGCCACGAACCCCAGUGUACGGGGGGUCACACCGGGGGCCACGCGGCCCACAGCCCGGAGCCCAUCUUCCCGGCGACGGCAGCGGGGCAGCAUGGCGGCGCCACUAGCUACCCCCACCACCCCCACCCGCACCACCCUCAGCCCCACAGCGUACCGCACCACCUUCUCCAUCAACACCAGCAGCACGUGGCGGCCGGCCCACACUACCAGCACUGACCAGCGGGAGGCGUCUCUGAAUGUCGUCUCUCCGCCCAGCCGGAACCUGUGGAAGUCGUGAGGGUCGCGAAACACAAUAUCGCGACCCCCUCGUAACAUUUGGGAUGGGGGCAGGGGCUGGGCCGGAGUGGAGGUGGGGGGCCCCUUUUUGUGAGAGUUGGAGCGUGAUUGGCUGAUACUAUACAGUGAGGAGAAUAGAAGUCAUAUUGGAGGUAUCGAAUAAUGAUGAUUAUUCUUGCACUGUUUUUUUUACUUUGUUUGUGUUUUAUUGGGUGUUUGCGAAGGGGGGAGUUGGCGCGACAUUUGGCACUAUUCACAAGUAUUUAUUGGAUUCAGGCCAUCUAUGAUCAAUAACCUAUAGAGCAUGUCGAAUCUACAGCGGGGAAUUGCACCGCAAACCGACACGGAAGGAAAGCAAAGUUUUGUGUUUUUAACGUUUUUGUUUUGUGAAUGUACUAAUUGAUUAUGAUUGAUCGAUUAUUGAUUGAUUACUGAUAAUUAUUGAUUGAUUAUGAUUAUUGCUCAGGGAAGCCUCACACGUGCAGGAUAUUUGAUUGUAGACGUAUGGAAUGUAUUUCUCAAAAGCAAUUUCGCUUUCGUGAACCAAAGCAGUUAAAAAACAACACGGUUACAUUGUGUAAAAUAUUCUGUAAAAGUGAUACAUGCUAAUUUGUAAAAAUGAGAGGCACAGCUAUUUAUUAAAUGUGGUGUCUUUAGAUGGUUCCGCUUGCUCUGUUCAGUGCAUGAUAUUCAAAAUGCACCAUUUCACACAUCAUUUAUUUAUAUCAAGAGGGAACUUGCACCAGAUACAAUUAUCAAUUUGUUUAUCUACAAAAUUCAUCAGUUUUAAUAUAAUUAAUUUUGCAAUUGGCCUCAAAACAGGCCUACAGUGUAUACGAACGAUUACAUCCAUUGAACAAGUAUAUUAAUAUCUCUAGUCUAGACGACUUCAUCGAUUCAUAGUUUAUAUCUUUAGACUUGUUUUGAGUGCAUUUGGUCGAUAGGUGGCACUGUUUACCCAUAAACAGAAAAUAAGUGAAAGCUAAACUAGUAAGUGUUGCCCACUGGUCUUGUUGACACCUCUGAAAUUUUCUCCGGAUUGGCACUUUUCAAAGCUCAGGAAAGUGGAGCAGUAAUAUUAUAAGCCCCAUAACUGUCAGGUAAUCCCCACGGGGAAAUCCAUUCUCUGCAUUUAACCCGUCCUAUGCCAGGGGGGUUCACUUGAAUGUUUGUAUAAAAAACAUUCGCAGCACAGAAUAUGUUCUCUGAUUCGUCUCUGAUGUAAAUAGUUCGUUUGAGUUUCUUCCUCAUUACGUCCCUCCGGAUCUCUGGAUUAAUUGUAAACAUGGAGGCCAAAACAUUUCGUUUGACCUUGUGAGUAUUUGUUUGAUCUUCUCCAAAUAGGCGAUGUCCCUGUACUUAGCAAGUGAGUCAUCUGAUGUCUCAUUUGUUUUGCGCCUUUUGGACCUAGUGCUAAUUAGUUUAAUUAAAAUAAGAGAACACUGAAAAUUACCUACAACAUUUUGAAAUAAUACCAACUUGACUUUCAAAUAAUAAUCCGAACAG